AUGUGUGCCCGCAUAGCUCCUGCUCUAGAGGCAGUUGAGUAUAUCACGCAGGAUUUCAGCGACGCCUUCAAUUCGACAAGCAUUUAUCGCGGACCUCCAACUCGAGAGUUGGAAGAUGCUUGGGAGAAAUUGACCUUCAAGCACGCUAUCGAGGUCCCUGAAGACAAAAUUCAUGGACUCAAUCGAACGGAAGCCGACCACUUGCGACGUGUGCCAUCCGAUGUAGGCACAGGCUAUGUUGCCUUGAUUGAGGUUUUCCAUCAGCUCCAUUGCCUUAAUCUCAUUCGAAGAUACACGUGGUUCCAAGCAGGGAAAUACGACUACAUCCCAAUCGGACUUUCAGAUAACCCGCUGAAGAAUCGCAUGCACGUUGAUCACUGCUUUGAGGCGCUGCGCAUCUCCCUACAGUGCUUUGGAGAUGUCACGCCUCUGUUCAUCCGCGAGGACCCUGAUGCUCCUGCAGGGGCAAGAGCUGAUUUCGAUACGCACCACAAGUGCAGAAAUUUCGAAAAGCUGGAGGAAUGGAUUGACACUAAAUGGGUGGUCUACUAG
Molecule: messenger RNA, 552 nt
Organism: Mollisia scopiformis
Lineage: Eukaryota; Fungi; Ascomycota; Leotiomycetes; Helotiales; Mollisiaceae
Exons: 3
Coding region: 1-552 (183 amino acids)
Biological process (GO): mycotoxin biosynthetic process
Source: RefSeq, a predicted model, not a curated record